Messenger RNA from Caenorhabditis elegans, 2890 nucleotides. It is a transcript of the gene patr-1, whose product is annotated as Protein PAT1 homolog 1. Gene Ontology annotation, cellular component: P-body. The record is from RefSeq and is marked reviewed. Gene Ontology annotation, biological process: deadenylation-dependent decapping of nuclear-transcribed mRNA. Lineage: Eukaryota; Metazoa; Nematoda; Chromadorea; Rhabditida; Rhabditidae.
AUUCUAAACUCGGACUGCCGGGUAUGGAAGAAGUAAAAAAGUAUGGGAAAACUCUCGAAGAGAUCGAAGGAGGGUUGAUGUUCGAUGACUUUCCCGAAUCUCUGGUGGAUAGUGACGAGGAUCACAACAUUUUCGACGACGAGUUUGAUGCAGCCAACGAUGAAACAUUCGGUGGAGGCUUGGACAAUAUCGGCGAAAAUGCUGAGCUCGAGAACUAUGCGACACAGACUGCGAAGUUGAGGUUCGAUGAUCCUGUCUGGCAAAAACCCUCAUCUUCGGAUCACGUUGCUCCAAGCGCCUCUGAAAUUCCGAUUCCUUUUCCAAAUUUUGGAAAUGGUGAUGCCAGCGACUCGUUUAAAUCAAGCUUUGAAGCAGAAUCACCGUUUUUGAAAAAAUCGAUUUGGGGAAACGGGACCGAUGGAGCAUAUAACAUUUGGGGUACCAAUUUCGGAAUUUCUUCAGUACCUGCAGCUCCUACACUGGAUCUUGAUUUCGGUGCACUUUUACCAACUCCGACGAUUCAAGCAACAAAGGAAGUGAAAUCAUCUCAAAUACCUUCUAUGCCUAGUUCAGCUUUAACGCUUGAAGACUGCGAGAGAAUGCAGAUGGGAAACAAACCGGACUCGUUGGUAGACGCUUUCAAGGAUCUGCAACUUGGAAGCACUCCAGUACAACCCCAAUCCGCACAAUUCUCAAAGCAUCCUCUUGAAGCGAGAAUUGCUGCUCCUGGUACCCCGGCAACGGCAUCAAGCCAAGCUCUUCCCACUCUACCUACCGCAGCUCUUUCAUUAGAAGAACUCGAGCUACAAAUUAUGAAAGAAGCCCAAAUUUUGAAAGGCCGACAGCAAGUUCCGUCAGAUAUGCGAGAAGAUAACAAAUUCUCACAUCCACCUCCGGGAUUCAAUCAAAAUGUUCAACCUCGUAUGGAUCCGUCGUUGUCUCCAGGUGGUAUGCACGGUAUGCCUCCAUCGAUGGGAACAUCUAUGCCACAUAUGGGACCAAUGAUGCCACCACAAAACAUGCAGCUGCCGAGACUGCCGCCACUGAAUCCACAGUUUCUACCGUUGAUUCCUGUAUGGUUUAAUGCAAUCAUUAAUAACAUUCAGUUACCAAUGGGGGUUCCACCGCCGCCACCAUUUUUGUUUCAACUUUUGAAUCAUUAUCGCAAUCCUCAGCUCGUUCACGCUAUGAUCAUGCAGUCUUCGAUACCUCCAAAUAUUAGGCAAAAUGGUCCACAAUUCAGUCAUCCUUCUGGACCUCACAGUCCAGGAAACAGAGUUCAGCGUAAACAUUCUGGAAUGCCAUCUACACGGACAAUAUAUGAUCUUGCCCUUGAUUCUUUCGCUGGUUACAUGUCUUACAAGGAACGUGAAUGGCUCAUUAGAAUCCAAUUUAUUCAGUGUAAGGGUUCUGGUGAUCCGCAAGUCGAUGAUUAUUACUAUGUGACAUGGCGUGAUAAGCAAAUAGCGAACGGGUGGACUGCCGAAACCAAGUUGGAAGAAGCUACUAAAGAGAAGAAAGAAAAGUCGUCCGAGUCACAGAAGGAUUAUCUUGAACGUAUCAGUCGAAUGAAUUAUCGAGAGAUGCAGAAAGAGAGGGCUCGUGAACGUGACAAGGAACGACAAAGAGAACGUCAAGAACGAAUUGAUCGUGGAGAAGACAAAAAGUUGCGGCAGACACUUUCAGACAAAUUUGCAACAAGUUUGGGUUUGCCAUCAAAAUCUUCUACCCACAACCCGCGCCAUGUUCUCGAUAUGAAGGCUCAAGUAGAAAGCGUGGACAAUCAAACAAAGAAGUUGUCGGACGAAGAAAGAAAAAUCGCCGUUGCGAAGAAACUUCGUACGAUGCUUCUACGUUUAGAAGGAGCAUUGAACAUUCUGAUGGAGGUUGAUGAGCUUCGACGAUCAUCGCUGCCUGAAAAGUCGCAGUUUAAAGACUUGAGCAGCGAUGAGAAAGACCAAGAAGUUGAGAAGCGUACGACAGUUAUCAUCAACGAAUUAAUGGGGGAUGACUUGUCUAAACUCAUGCAAAUGUCCAAAGGAAGAGCAGUUAUUACGAGAACUCUUAAAGUUGUUGAACCAAGAGACCAAGCAAGAAUUAUUCUUGCAUUGAUGACGGCUGGUGGACUUGUGAGCAAGAAGAUGUAUGGAGAGAUCGUUCUGGACAUUCUCCCAGUUGUUUAUCAGAAAGUCUCAAAUCUUCAUCCCGACCAAUUCAAGUAUCUUGUUGGAGCUCUUAACUUGGAUACUCUCAAGAGGCAACUUUUGGAUAGUAACAUGUUCAUCAGGGACAUGAUGAUGACGUUGUUCUUUGUCAGUGUCAAGAAUAAUCAACAAUUGGUGGAGUGGGCCAAAGCUACGAAGUUCUCCAGCUUAAAAAUGCCUUCAAGUGCUCCACUCAGUAUCUGGAGAAAGGCUCUCAGCGUCAUUAGCGACAGCGAGAUCAAAGAAUUUGCCGAUGAUAUCAAGUACUCAGGAAUUGUCGAUUGCCAUGAUGUCGCUCAACUAAUCGAGCAAUCACUCUAAUUUAUUUUAAACAUCCUAACCAGAGAGAUGACCUUAUUGUGACAUUUUCCUCUCAACCCCUAAUUUUUUGCAUUUCCCAAAAUUGAACUCACCCCCAAUGAUCCCCCAUACGGCCCUACUGAAUCAUUCCGUCCGUUUAGUAUCACAUUAUCACUUUGUCUGUGAAACUUGAUGUUGGUUCUUGUCACAUGCUAACUUAUCCCAAGCUCGAUAUUCGAUAUCAUUAUAUAUUGCGUAAUAUACGUGUCUAAUAUUCUCUCCUAAUAUUACUUUAUUUAAUAUUGUAUUAGGUAAAAAACAUAUAUUGUAAUCCCACCUCACAAUUCUUAUUUUGCCAAAGAAAUAUUCAUAAAUAUUAUUAUUUA